This is a messenger RNA of Closterium sp. NIES-65, 4245 nucleotides long. NCBI's taxonomy places the organism in Eukaryota, Viridiplantae, Streptophyta, Zygnematophyceae, Desmidiales, Closteriaceae. The record is from the annotation of a GenBank genome assembly.
ACCAUCGUGUAUGCAUCAGCAGUGACCCUGUACGAGACACCCCCCCCAACCUCCACAAAAAUCGCCUCCCUCGUGCUGCUGCUGCUCUCCCUCGCUGCUCUGCUCGCCUGCGCGGUGCUGCUCGUCUCCGCCGUUUGCAGGCGCAGCGGCAACGUGUCUUUUCUGCAGGAUGAGGUGCAGAGGCAGAUGAUGCUCACCAAGAGGGCAGAAACGAGGUCCCAGACCAAGAGCGCCUUCCUAGCCAGCAUGAGCCACGAGCUGCGCACACCCAUGGCGGCCAUCCUGGGCCUGCUGGACCUGGUGCUGUGCGAGGACCUGCUGCCCGAGGUGCAUGUGAACGUGCAGCAGAUCAAACUGGCGGCCACGGCCCUGCUAGGCCUGCUCAACUCGAUUCUCGAUCUUAGCAAGGUGGAAGCAGGCAAGCUGGUGCUGGAGUGUGUCGACUUUGACAUCCGCAAAGACCUCGAACUUAUCGUGGAGAUAUUUUCCGUGCAGGCUUUAACAAAAGGCACGGAGAUCUCUCUAGACCUUUCAGAUGAUUUAACCCGCAUGGUGCGGGGCGACCCGCACCGCGUACGGCAGGUGUUCAACAACCUGCUCUCCAACUCCAUCAAGUUCACCCCCAAUGGCCACAUCGUCAUCCGCGCCUGGAACCGCGCUGCUCAUGGUCAGCAGCAUGGGCAGCAGUACGGGCAGCAGCAGCAGCAUGGGCAGUUGCAGGGGCAGCAGCACGGGCAGUUGGGAUGGGCGGAAGGGGAGCGGGUGGCGCUGCAAGGGGGAGGGUCAGGGGCGAUGGAGGGGAGUCAGCACGGGGGAGGGGAACCGGGCGGGGGGGAGGAGAAGGAGAGGGGGAAGGGGAAGGUGGAGCUGGUGUUUGAGCUGGAGGAUACGGGGUGUGGUGUGCCCAAGGACAAGAGGGAGGCGAUCUUUGAGACGUACGGGCAGGCAGACCAGGCGCAUGGGCGGAUCGGCACGGGGCUGGGACUGGCCAUCGUGCGAUCACUGGUGGAGAUGAUGGGGGGCAAGAUAGCCGUAGUGGACAAGCCCACGGCCGGUCCAGGCUCUCUGUUCCGCUUCAACCUCUCGCUGGACUGCCCCGACCCCGCAGCAGCAGCCGUGCGCGUGGGGGGCGAGGCGGAGGAACAGGAGAAGGAGAGCUGGCGGCUGGAGGCGCCUCUGAUGCGCGCGCUGUGGGACGGGGACGUGCUGCUGGUGAUGGGCGCGUGCCCGGGGAGGGAGGUGGCGGGGAAGUGGUUAAGGCAGCGAGGGCUGACGGUGGUGGAGGUGGGCGCGUGGGAAGAAAUGGUCGACCGCAUUCGCCAGGUAGCAACAGCAGCGGAGGAGAAGGCAAGGGCAACGGAGGCAGCAUACGAGCGCAUGAGGAUGGACGACCCGUUGCUGCUCCUCCCAUCCUUCCCCAACGCCAACCCUAACCCUAACCCUAAUUCUGACUCCACUGCCGCCCAGCCCCUAAGCUCUGCCGAUGCUUUUGCCGCCCUGCAAAGGUUCGGAGAUCCGCCAGCAGCGGCAGCAGGUUCGGGAGAAGCAGGGAAGGAAGGUUCGGGACCAGGUUCGGCGGCGCCCUGGCUGAGGGUUGGGGGUCUGGGGGCAGGGGGAGGGGGAGGGGGAGGAGGGUUGGGAGGGGGGCUGCGCAGGCAAACCAGUCUGGGGGUGGCUCUCGGGGGAGGGGGGGGAUUAGGGGGAGCGUUGGGGGGAGGUUUGGGGGGAGGAGGGGUGGAUCUGGAAAGCUUUAAGAAGGGUAUCCUGUCGCUGGGCCUCAGGGACGCUGGUGGCAGUGCUGGGUCUCUGCUCUCGGCAGGUAGUGGGGGAGGUGGAACUGGGGGAGGUGGAGGAGGAGGGGGAGGAGGAGCGGGGGGAGCGGGAGGGAGUGGUGAUGGCAUGAGGAAUGGGUUCGGGAGUGAGAUAUCAGGAGCAGGGGUGGAGGCAGGGGGGAGGAUACCUGGAGUGGCUUCUGUAGAGGCAGCAGCAGGAGGAGGAGCAACAGCAACAGGUGAGGCAACAGCAGGAGGAGGAGCAGCGGGGGAGAAGGGCAGCAGCAGCAGUAGUGUGAGUGGGAUCCGCAGUGCAGGCAGCUCUCCUCUGCGGUUAGCGCGCAUAGCCAGUGUGAGCAGCGGGCACAGGCGACAGAGCAGCCUGGAGCGAAUCGGAGCACUCUUUGGCGGCGCAGGGGGGGGACCAGGGGGCGGGGGAGAAAAAGAUGCAGGAGGGGUAGGGGUGGCUGGAUGGGAGGCGCCUGGUAAGAGUGGUUUAGCCAAGGAAGGGAUGGGAGGUGGAGGGGCAGGAGGGGGAGCAGGAGGGGGAGCAGGAGGGGGAGCAGGAGGGGGAGCAGGAGGGGGGCCAGGAGGGGGGCCAAGGAGAGGACUGGAAAGAACAGGGAGUUUGCAGUCUGAUAAGAAGGUUCUAGGAGGGGGAGGAGCAGCAGGGGGCGGUGCUGGUGGUGGGCUGUGGAAGCAAGGAAGCCUGACUCUUGGGAAGGUGUUUCGGCGGGGCAGUGGGGGCAGUGAUGCGAGCUCUGGUGGGGCUGGUGGGGGUGUGGGCAGCAGCGGCGGCAGCGGGAGUAGUAGCAGCACGAGCGUGGCGGGUGGGGGCAACAGCUCUCUGCCUGUCAUGUGGUUGGUUGCUGCUAACACGCCUGCCUCUGUGCGUGAGCGGUUGAGAGCGGCCGGGUGCGAUACUAUUGUGUCGAAGCCCCUGCAUCCGACUAGAAUGGAGCAGCUGUUGAAUCUGGCUAUGGAUAUUAAGUAUGGGAUUGGGGGGAAUGCGGAGGGGGGGGUGGGAGGGGAGCGAGGGGGUGAGGAAGGGGAGGAGAGAGGUGGGGAUGGGGAGGGAGAGGGGGAUGGUGGGGGAGGUGAGGGAGGUGGAGGAGGAGGGGUGUGGGGGGUUCUGGACGAGUUGGGGAAGGAGAAAGGGAGAGAGAGAGGGAGGGAGAAGGGAGGGAAGGGAGGAGGGAAGGAAGGGAAGGAGGGGAAGGGGCGCAAGAGUAUAAAUGUGAAUGUGAGGAUUCAGAGGUGUUUGAGUGCAGUGGAUGAGGAGUUGAGUCAUGCAGACGAGAUGAGUAAUGGGGAUGAGUCCUGCCUCUCCACCCCUGUUGGGAGUUCUGAGUUUGACCUCACUACCCCGAGGUCUGGUGAUGGGGCGUGGGAAGGGAGAGAGGGGAGGGACAGGAGGGAUGGGAGAGACAGGAGGGAGGAGAUGGGAGGGAGGGUAGGAAGAAAUGGGGAAGAGGCGAGGGAGCAGAGGGAUGAUGAGAGUGAUGGUGACGAUGGGGAAAGAGGAGAAAGAGGGGAUAGAUGGGAGAGAGGGGAGCGAGGAGAAAGAAGAGAAGGAGGGGAGAGAGCAGAAAGAGUGGAGAGGAGAGAAAGAGGGGAGAGAGGGGAAAGAGCAGAAAGAGGAGAGAGAAGGGAUGGCCAAUAUCGUUCGCAAAGGAGGAAGGAGGGUUCUGAGAGUGGUGAUAGCGACAGAUACGGCGAGGGAGCAGGGGACUCACGAGGGGCAGGAGGGGCAAUCACACCCAGAACGCCCCGAAACCUUCUUGUGCCGUUCCCUCGCUCGGAAUCCCGGGGGUCUCAAGACGGGAGCAAAGCGGGCGGGCAGGAGGAGCACAGACGCAGUUCUUUCCGAAAAGACUCGGUGGCUUCACUCUCACUCAUCUCGCCUCACUCCCCCUCGUCUCUCUCCUCCUCCUCUUCUCCCUCCAUGGAUCGCUCUGCUAGUGGACGGCUCUUGCCGGCCAUUGACUCGCUCUUCUCCCCUCGCAAACACUCGCAGUCGCAUCGUGCCUCCGCCUCCUCGUCCUCUUCGUCUCAUGCCAAGCGUAGUGGCAGCGGCAGUGGCAGCAGAAGCAGGGAGAGGAGCGGAGGGGGUGCAAGUGCGUCGGCUGCAUCGGCCCACCAGAAGGCUGUUUUGGGCCCGGCGUCAGCUCUGGCAGGUGUGCACAUCCUAUUGGCCGAGGACGUGGCGAUGCUGCAGCGGGUGGCGGUGCUGAUGCUGAAGAAGAUGGGCGCGACGGUGGUGGCGGUGAGCAACGGUCAGGAGGCGUUGGAUGCGGUGACAAGGCAGAUUCGAGGGGAGGUGGACGGGGGAGAGGCGUUUGACCUCGUGCUUAUGGACUGCCAGGUGCGUGUGUGUUGGGGGGAGGUCGUAGGAGGAGAAGGGAGGGUCAGAGGGACUGCUGGACUGCCAGAGAGAGGAGGGGGGGAGGGAGGGGGAGAAGGGUGGGGAUAG